Molecule: messenger RNA, 638 nt
Organism: Gossypium raimondii (Peruvian cotton)
Lineage: Eukaryota; Viridiplantae; Streptophyta; Magnoliopsida; Malvales; Malvaceae
Exons: 4
Coding region: 35-529 (164 amino acids)
Biological process (GO): U6 snRNA 3'-end processing
Cellular component (GO): nucleus
Molecular function (GO): 3'-5'-RNA exonuclease activity
Source: RefSeq, a predicted model, not a curated record
UUAAAUUUUUAUACCAUCUAUAUCAAAGAAAGAGAUGGGUCAAUUUUUGAAGAGAGUUUCAUCCGUGGUUCCCAAUCUCCAUGUUAAGGAUAUUGAUGUUCCAUUGAAUACACUGUGUAAAGAAGAACAUAAACUUGAACAAGUGGCAUUGGGAAGGGAAUUCCAGAUAAGUUUAGGAAGGACAGUUCCUAUUAGAGUUCAUCAAAUUGACUCUAUUGUAACAAUGCUUCGCCAGAAACUUCAAUUUCAAAAGCGGUAUUGGAUUGAUUUUAACAAAUGGGAGGUUUUUAUCAAUGAUGAUCGAACGCGCACCUUUCUUUCACUCAAAGUCGUUACGGGAGGAUUACCCGAGAUAACUAAGCAAAUUCAGGCUGUUAACGAGGUUUACAAGUUUCACAAUCUUCCCGAGUUCUAUAAGGAUCCAAGGCCUCAUAUAUCAUUGGCUUGGGCACUAGGUGACGUUAGUGGUUCCCUUAAGAAAGUGGUCGAGCAGGAAACAAAGUCAUCCGUCUUUAGAGGUUCCUUAUAGAGUCGUAUUUGUACAAGUAAAGUUGGUGGCAUUGAGUGUAAAAUUGGUAAUAGAACACAUAUAAUAUGUAAAUCUCCCGAUCAAUGAUAGAAUCUCUUCAAACUCUCAA